Messenger RNA from Helianthus annuus (common sunflower), 537 nucleotides. RefSeq lists its product as uncharacterized. The transcript has a single exon. The record is from RefSeq and is a predicted model, not a curated record. Gene Ontology annotation, molecular function: nucleic acid binding. NCBI's taxonomy places the organism in Eukaryota, Viridiplantae, Streptophyta, Magnoliopsida, Asterales, Asteraceae. Bases 1 to 537 code for a protein of 178 amino acids. Gene Ontology annotation, biological process: DNA integration.
AUGCGCAUCAUCUCCAACAACGGCACCAAUUUUUCCUCAGAAGACCUUCAGAAAUGGUUCAAAGAGAUGAAGAUCGAGCACAACUUUGCCUCUGUGGCACACCCACAAGCAAAUGGCCAAGUCGAGAGUAUUAACAAGCAAACAGUUGACGGCAUCAAAGCGCGACUUGGGACAGCGCGCAGAGGAUGGGUUGAUGAACUCCCCAGCAUCUUAUGGGCCCACCGUACCAUGCCAAAGACUAGCACGGGAGAAACCCCAUUCAGUCUUGUCUACGGCUCUGAAGCGCUAAUUCCAGCUGAAAUUGGUCUCCCAUCACCACGCAUGCUCGCCUUAGAAAAACAAAACAAUGAGCAAGAACGAAGAAUGGAUUUAAACCUUCUCGAAAAAAGGCGCGAGAAUGCCGCCGUCGUAGAAGCAAGGUACACAUCCAAACUCGAAAAUACUACAACGCGCGCGUCCGUGUGUGCACAUUUGUUCCUGGUGACUUUGUCUUGCGCGACAAUGAAGCCUCCAACGUGGAAAAACCAGGCAAAUUAG